UCUGUGUUGUUCAUAUUGCCUACUGUUCAGUGUCAGUAGCAGGAUUCAGCUGAUCCACAGUGAUUCUCCCAGGCGCUCCAUCUAUCCUGAUGACAGUGCGGGUGUGGCGGCAGGUUCCUCCCACCUGUUGUCAGCAGUGAUGAUGUGCUGCUUCUCUUGGGAGAAACACAAGACGUACAGUGUACUCCUGACAACAGCCUUCGGAUAUUUACAGGAAACAUCGUUUUUAAUCAGCGUCCUAUAAAGAGAAAUUUACUAACAUUGUACAAUGACUGCGAAUCAUGUACCAAAGCGUCGAAAAGGAGGGUCAACGGAAAGAUAACGAUGCAUUAAUAAAAGCCGAUAGUUUUGAUCCCCCGGAAGAUGCAACUCCAAACUGGAGUUGCUACAAACUGAUUAUUGAUCCUGAUUUGAGCAGCGGAAGUCAGAAACUGUACCGCUAUGAUGGACAGCACUUCAGCGCACCACAUCCUGAAUGUUUCCCCGUGGAUGUUGUACGAGAUCCCAGAAUUGCUCGUUUUUGGACAAAAUUCAAAGAAACAGAUCUCCCGGUCCCCAAAUUCAAGGUUGAUGAGAAUUAUGUUGGAGCGCCGAAGGAGUUGACAUUUGCAAGGCUUAAUGACAACAUUAGAGAUGGUUUCCUGUCUGAAAUGUGUAAACACUUUGGAGAGGUUCAAGAUUUGAAAGUUUUGUACAAUCCUAAAAAUAAGAAGCAUUUAGGAAUAGCAAAGGUCAUUUUUGAAUCUGUAAAGGCAGCAAAUAAUGCAGUAAAAAACCUCCACAACACUUCUGUAAUGGGAAACAACAUCCAUGUGGAGUUUGACCCCAAAGGUGUGAAGAGGAACCGAUACUUCCGUAUGCUUGUUAGUGGUUUAUAUACACCUUUUACUCUCCCUGUUGGAGACGAGGCCUGGGGACCCCAGUCGCCAUCUUCCAUCACUGACUCUUUCGCUGAGUGUGAAUCACUGAAGAAGCUGUCGUACACAUUAUCAUCAUCAUCCUCAAUAUGUAAUGGCUCUCCUUCAUUGGAUUGUUCUACACCUUUAUCCAUGGAUACGGCCUACUCCAGCAUGCAUCAGGACACACCGAGUAGCUUCUGGCAGACCCCUCAAUACCAAGAUACCCCUUGUACGCCUUCUCUGACCCACAGUAGACCAGGCACACCAUCUCAGUGUGAAAGGACCCCAAUUGAGUCUGCGCUGAUGACCAGUGCCUCCAAUGUCCCUUUUAUUCAACAAUCCAUCCCUAACAUCUCACAGCUACAGCCUGGUCAUGUGACUCAACCAGCCUCAAGUAAUCCUAGCAUUAUUCAAGGUGCUGUGCAAAACUUUUGGAUGCUAGGUGGAGCUCCUUCUCAAAACAGUAGCUUCCCGAAUAGGCAAAGAACUCCAAGACACAAUCCUCACCUUAGUAACCACGUUCGUGGAGGACACCGGGUCAGACAUCUCGAGAGCAAGUACCAAAAUGCUUACAACCGUAGGCCACAGCACCACUAUGUACAUAGACCUGUAUAUAGGCGAGGUCACUACCGCUCUGGACCUACGGCCAAUCAAAUGCCUUUUAGCAAAUUUCAGGAAAAUCCCACCACACCAUCAUAUUCAGAUAAGCUCACAGUCCAAAACUUUACUGGCUCAGUCAAGGGCCUCAGUGUUAAUCACAGAUCUGUUGCUGAAGAUCCACCAUCACUUCGAAAUUCGAAACUGCUGCAAAAGGCUAUUGGAGUCGAUGUUCAUCACAUUCAUUCUGAUAUGCUGAUAAAUGCAGAAAAUACUUUCACUGGAACUGAUUCCCAAGUAUCUUGCAAAACUCAAGAGGUGAACCAAACUCAUUGUCCACCACAAGCCCAGUCUUCUCGCUCAUAUACCCCAAAACCGUGUCCUUCCUCUGAAACCACAGAAGAUCUAUCAGACCCCAUAGAGGAGUGUCCUUCUCCUGAAUCUCCUGCUCCGGAAUCAAAGCCUGAAAGCCUAGACUCUCGCAUCCAGAUGCUUCUCAGUGCUGGAAGUCCAGUUCUAUCCCUUUUGAACCAAGAAAGUUCAGACUCAGAGACUGCUAUUGAAGAGCCUGAUCCAGAACAUCUUCCUCAGCCCUCUCCCAAAGCUCCCAGCCACUCUCCUUCUUGCUCCAUAGAUGUUGUCCUAAAUUGUGACCAGACAUCGGCUAGUGCAAAAAACACUGGCUCUCAUCUGAGAGAAAGCAUUGAGGAUGCGAGGCUCACUCCACUCUGUGAUGUGACAAAAGAUGAACUUCAAUCAACCAAGAAGCCUUUGUCCAGGAUAUUCUCUAGCACUACUGUCAACCCAAAGGAAGAUGAAGAUACUUCAGAUAAGCCAUCUAGUAUACCAGUGAUCUGCACUAACAGGAGCUCUUUACCCCCUCCGAUUCCUCAAAUACCCCCACCUCCAAUCCUUAUACCACCAUCUGCUCACUACCCCUCCCUUCCGCCUCCUAAUAUGCCAACAAAACUGGGUCCUCCUCCUCCUCCUAGGGCUCCAUUGUUACCUGGUUACACUCUACCUACUUCUUGUUCAUUGUACCCUCCUCCAAAGAACAAGCAAGUCUGUAGAUCACCCAACUGGCAGAGUAGUGCAAAACCUCUUCCCAUUCCUACUAGAAUAACACAAGGGCAAACCUCAUUCUCACACCCCUUCCUCCCUCCACCUUUCAAUUUCAUGACUCAUCGCCCACCUCACCCUUCCGCUGGGUGUUCAUCUACCAUGUUGAGGUUCAGACCACCUUGGCCUCCUCCCCCUAUGCCCAGGUUUGACCCCUCAGUGCCUCCACCAGGCUAUGUCCCUAUGAAAGAAUCACCCCAUAAUGCCACAGUGGAUGAAGUUCUAGCUGUUGUUGCGGCAGAGCUGCGGGCUAUCGUAAAGAAAGACAUACAUCGCAGGAUGAUAGAGAUUGUGGCCUUCAAAGCAUUUGAUCAGUGGUGGGAUGACAAAGAACAGGCAGCUAAGGUAUCCACCCCAUCUGUUAAAUCAGGAGGAAAUAAAGACAUCAAGCUCAAAGCGAUGGAGCAAUGCCUGAGAAUGACUGCUGGGGGAGAAGGCUCUGUAUUGGGCACAGGAAAAAUAAUGAAUCUCCAUGGUGCCAUUAAACUACCAUCUUUUAAGUUAAAAAGGAAGGAUCCAUUAGGUCAGGACUCCAGUGAUGUUAAAAGGAUCUGUCCUUCUCCUGGUCUUGAACAAUCUGAGGAUGAAGAGCCAGAGCAGCAAACAGCCACAGAUAAUGUUGGAGAGGAUAUGGCCAAAAAUGCCAGUGAAGACACCAUGGUGAAACGCAGACAUUCCAGGCCACUGGUGUUAGAAAGUGAGGAGGAAGAAGAUGAAGAGAAUUCUGAGAAGGUGGAGGAUCCAAAAUCUGAGGAAGCUGUUGUGUCUGCUCAGGAGGGUGAUGAGAUGAAAGCUGAUGAAGUACAUAAAGAUAAGAAGAGUCAUGCCUUUGUUAUAGAGGAUGAAGAUUACUCAGAUUCAGAUACUAUCAGCCACACAAGUUCAAACUCGUCUGCUUCUAAAAGCCAAGGAUACGACUCCUUAGUCUCUCCCAGAACUGUCUCUGACUCCUCAGCUUUUUCUCCAUCUGUUAUUGACUCCUCAUCUUCUUCUAGAUCUGUCUUUGGGUCCUCAGAUGACAGAAGCAACGACUCCUCAGACUGUCUAUCUUCUGGUGAGGAUGAUCAGUUGGAUGGUGAAAGUUCUUUUCCUGAAACUCAUGAGGACAGAAGAAUAGAAGAGAUAUGGAUUUCUUCAGAUGAGGAUGAUAAGGAAAACCAAGAGAUGAUUCACACUCCAUUUCACUCGUCUUUCACACACUUGGAAGAAGAUCUCGGCCCUCCUGUGACCCCGUCUGCUCCAGAUUUAGUUGAAAAUGAUGUGGACCAUGAAUUGUUUGAUUUGAGUCCAAGGAGAACAGAAGAUCCAGAGGAGGAACUGAGCGUAAGAGUGUACAUGCAAGGUCUGAAACUGUCUGAGCCUCUCAGAUACACCUUACAGGACCCAGUUAAACACUGUUUAACAAACAAAUAUAAGCUCCCAGACCCAGUGAUAUUCUUCUCAGAACACGAAUCAGAGCUUCCGAGCCCACCAUCUCCUACAUACAGAGGAUUGUCAGAUGAUUUGGAGACACAAUAUACUACAGAUUCAGAGGACCAGAGAGUCAUUACAGAAACACUGGAGGAUUCUGAGAACCUCAGACCCAUCACACCUACUGGAUCCUUGUCCGACAGUGACCCUGAAAUGGAGCUUGGCCGUAGAUUUUCACCUCUUGCAGUUGAGGAGGUGGAGCUGCCACACACACCUGGUGGAUGUCUGGAAAUGGAGGAGUCUGAGGAUCAUAUUCUACCUCCAGGACCACCUACACCACUACCACCUCCUCCUUCUCCCACAGGCAACCAGGAACUUCCCUCCUCGCCCCUUUACCACUGUCCUCCUCUCACUUUCUUAUACCCCACAUAUGAGGAAACACCAAAAACACCAGGCUGCUUCAGUGGUCACAGCCACAUUUAUCACUCUGAGGGAAUAACACCAAUGGGAUUACUGCAAGAGGCCUUACAAAGAAUGGGAAGCCCCUCUAACUCCAUUCUGUCUCCAUGUGCUGACAGCAUGAUCCCGAGGACUCCAGGGAGAGACAUGUCUUCAUCUCCACCUGUCCUAAACCAUGGAGAGAGAAAUGUUCAGCAUAGAGAGCUGUGGACUAGUGGACUCAAUCAUCGCAACUCCAGUUUUGCACAGCCAGAUGCACAGACUAACAAUUUUAGUAUCGAUAAUAGUCAUGCACCUCAUAACCGCCAUAUCUCCUCAAGUCAAACAGCGUGUUUGGACUCGGCACGUUUGAAAAGGCGACGAGAGCGGCUUAAAAUGAGGAAACGAAUGAUUGAAUUACAAAGGAGAAGACAAUACCCAAAUAUGGAUACUCAUUCGUCCUUACAAGUGAACAAUGUGACAGCUAAAUCUUCUUCAAAUCAGGUUUUGGGGCAUUUGGAUUGUGUUUCAGAUAUCAGGACAGAACAAACACUACCAGAAGCUCACAGACAGAAGUGUUUGCUAGAGGACAAACAUCAACUGAAUGAGAAUCAAAGGCUUCAGGAGUCAUCAUUUGAAUGGAGAAAAUGGAGAGAAUCACCAUCCACACGUCAACUAAUCUUCUCUCCACGCUCUGAGAGAAGAGAAAAGUUGGUCAUCCAUGCUGUGUGGACUAAAGGGGUGAAUGAGGAGGAGAUCAGGCACCUGAAGGCCACCUAUGAGAGGCUUGUGGUGCAGGAUAAAGACUGUGAUUGGUUGAGCAGAACACGCUGGAUCCCACAUCCUCCAACCAGCACUUCUGAUGAUAGGCCAAGAAGAUGGCUGGAUGGGAUCAGGAAUCACAUAACAGGUUGUGCACGUAGUGAGGGUUAUUACUUCAUCAGCAAGAGGGAAAAGCUGCGAUAUCUCUGUGAACUUUCUGCUUCAGAAGAGUUUAUUGUAGAUACUCAGGGAAAGAGCGUGCCAGCUCAGAUUCCACCUUCAUCCAGAUCAGGUUCAGAACUUAGAGCGGAACAGCGUCGUCUGUUGUCCUCAUUCAGCUGUGACAGUGACCUCCUCAAAUUCAACCAACUCAAGUUUCGUAAGAAGAAGCUGCGUUUUGGCAAGAGUCGUAUUCAUGACUGGGGGCUGUUUGCAGAGGAACCUAUCGCUGCAGAUGAAAUGAUAAUUGAAUAUGUAGGCCAGAGCAUUCGGCAGGUGAUAGCAGACAUGCGUGAAAGGCGUUAUGAAAAUGAGGGCAUUGGAAGCAGCUAUCUGUUCCGGGUCGACCAGGACACUAUCAUUGAUGCAACCAAGUGUGGUAACCUGGCAAGAUUCAUCAAUCACAGUUGCAAUCCAAACUGCUAUGCCAAAGUCAUCACUGUAGAAGCUCAAAAGAAGAUAGUCAUCUACUCUAGGCAACCUAUUGGUGUAAAUGAAGAGAUCACUUAUGAUUACAAAUUCCCUAUUGAGGAUGAGAAGAUCCCCUGCCUGUGUGCUGCAGAGAACUGUAGAGGAACCCUCAACUAGACAAGGACUAUUCUCACAAUUUCAAAGUAUUAGCAGUAAACAAGUUUCAAACAUAAACCUAUUUUUUAAGAACAAACUCCUGUUCAGUCUUUUAGGAAUAAGGAAUUUUAAAUAUUCACAAGGACAUAACACACUCCUGACUGUCGCAGACAUUUUUCACAGGAGCAAAUGACAGUUUAACAUGGAGAUGUCAUCUCCAGAAAGCAUUUGUAGAUUUGGAAAAUGUCCAGAGCAAAAAAAUUUCAGGCCAUCGCUGGUUAAAUCUGCUUUUCAUCAUGUUUUCAUCAUGUUUAUUGUUGGAAGGUUUGAAUUGGAUUCAAGUUAAAUAUGCUUUCAUGAGUUUUAUUGUAAAAUAUAAAUGAAAAUAAAAAUGUGUAUUUUUCCAUA
Molecule: messenger RNA, 6419 nt
Organism: Megalobrama amblycephala (Wuchang bream)
Lineage: Eukaryota; Metazoa; Chordata; Actinopteri; Cypriniformes; Xenocyprididae
Gene: setd1bb
Product: SET domain containing 1B, histone lysine methyltransferase b
Exons: 19
Coding region: 282-6032 (1916 amino acids)
Cellular component (GO): Set1C/COMPASS complex
Molecular function (GO): histone H3K4 methyltransferase activity; RNA binding; protein binding
Source: RefSeq, a predicted model, not a curated record